Molecule: messenger RNA, 1656 nt
Organism: Symbiodinium natans
Lineage: Eukaryota; Dinophyceae; Suessiales; Symbiodiniaceae
Source: the annotation of a GenBank genome assembly
AUGCUGCCCAUGCUUCCAAAGAACGGAGCUCUACAAAUCCCCUCCCGGAGUCCUGUACCUGUGACGGUUGCCACGGUCGCUCUCUGUGCAUCCGGUUACGGAGCCACGUGCUUCAAGGAUGUGAGCGAAGCCAUCCAGGCCAGCUUGGAUGCCCGCGGCGUCGCGCUCAACCAGGGCUCCUUGCCAAAGACGGCGUCCUCUUCUUUGCUGCAGCCGCCGCAGGCGCACAGCGAAGCGGAGAGCCACGGUCUUCCUCCAGCGCUAACACAAGACAGCAGCGGGCUGCUAUCGCGCGCAUCGAGCGUGGAAGAGGGCUCGGCGGGGAUAGCGUCUUGGAACUCCCUGAUGCAAGGAGAUUUCCAAAGCCACAAGAAGAAGGCCGUGCUGGCCGCCAAGAAUGCGAAGCUGAACACCGUGCAAUCACAGAGCUUCGAGACCGAAGAUGAAGUCCAACCGAGAUUCUCGAUUCACGAGAAGAGAGCAGCUUGCUCCCUGGUGUGCAUGGUGGAGUCAGCGUGGUUUACCUACUCCAUCCAGGCCACCAUUUUGGUGAACCUCAUCAUCCUGGGAGUGGAGGUCGACACUGCCGCGCGAUUGGCGCCGGGGGAGGAGCCACAGGGAUUCUGGGUGGCGAACGUCGUCAUAGUUUUAAUCUUCAUGGUGGAGUUGCUCCUCAAGCUCAUCGUGCAGGGCGUGCGCCAGUUUUUUUGCGGCCCAGAACGAUGGUGGAAUCUCUUUGAUAUGCUGAUCGUGGGCUUGUCCCUAUUGGAGACUCUCAUUGAGAUCCUGGCUUCGAUGAUGGCAGUUUCCCAAAUGGAUUCCAGCCACCUGCGGGUCAUGCGCUUUGCGCGCCUGGCCCGCGCGUUGCGUGGGGUCCGGGUGAUCAAGCUGUUGCGCUACAUCGGCGCCCUCCGCACCAUCAUCUUUUCCAUCAUCAGUACCAUGAGCUCCCUCCUGUGGACCUUGGUGCUGCUCGCAAUCCUAUGGUACUGCUUCGGGGUGGUAAUUACCCAGAUUGUGACAGAUGACUGUCGAUAUCCGAAGGAGGAUGGCUCGGUCAGCUGUGACGCCCUGCUCGUGAAGUUUUGGUCCUCCAUCGGUGAGAGCAUCCUAACCCUGUUCAUGGCCAUUACUGGCGGGCUGAGCUGGGGGGAGGCGCUGGACCCGUUGUUCGAGGUUUCCUACCUCGCUGUUGCUAGUAUGAUCCUGUACGUCGUUUUUGCCGUGUUCGCGGUCCUCAACGUCGUCACAGGCGUGUUCUGCAAUCAAGCGAUCGAGAGCGCGCGGGCGGACAAGGACAUUGCGAUCAUGAAGCAGAUGCAUAAGCAUGAGCAACAAGUGCAGUUGCUGCGAGAGAUCUUCAGUGAGAUCGACCAGGACGAGUCCAACCUCAUAAGUAUCAAAGAGCUCAAGAACGCGAUGGAGGGCAAGAAGAUGGCGAGCUUCAUGCAUUCCAUGGACAUCUCCACGCAAGACAUUUGGACUCUCUUCAUGGUCAUUGAUGCCGACGGAAGUGGAGAGAUCUCACUGGAGGAGUUCGUCUUCGGCUGCAUGCAACUGCAGGGUCCGGCAAAAGGACUCCAGAUCGCACGCAUGAGCUACGAAAACACGAUCAUGCGCGAAGAGCGGUGGGUUGAGUACAGGAUCAAGGACUAG